Molecule: messenger RNA, 4687 nt
Organism: Tachysurus vachellii
Lineage: Eukaryota; Metazoa; Chordata; Actinopteri; Siluriformes; Bagridae
Gene: jph1b
Product: junctophilin 1b
Exons: 6
Coding region: 241-2265 (674 amino acids)
Cellular component (GO): junctional membrane complex; plasma membrane; sarcoplasmic reticulum
Source: RefSeq, a predicted model, not a curated record
GGAGAGAGAGAGGAUCAUAAAGCGACUAACGGCGCUGACAGCGCGUGCGGCCUCCGGUGUGCGCGCGCGCUCCCCUCCACCGACAUCGAGCCAGAUGCGCGCGGAUACCAGAUUCUCCCCGUUUUUCAUGCACGGUUUUUUUUAGAAUUUAUUUAUUUAUCAAGAAUCCUCACGCCUGAUCAGUCGUGCAACGACACAGCCACCGAGGCGCGCGCGGUUUGUUUUGUUGUUGGAAGCUGAAUGACGGGCGGCCGGUUUGACUUCGACGAUGGCGGAACGUACUGCGGAGGUUGGGCGGAUGGCAAAGCCCAUGGGCACGGCGUCUGCACCGGACCGAAGGGCCAAGGCGAGUACUCGGGUUCAUGGCGCAACGGCUUCGAGGCGGUCGGCGUUUACACGUGGCCCAGCGGCAACACGUACAAGGGCCAUUGGGCGCAGGGCAAACGGCACGGGCUCGGAGUGGAGGCCAAGGGUCGGUGGCUUUACCGGGGAGAGUGGAGCCACGGGCUGAAGGGGCGCUACGGUGUGCGCCAGAGCCUCAACACCUCCGCCAGGUACGAGGGCACGUGGAGUAACGGGCUGCAGGACGGCUACGGAGUCGAGACCUACGGGGACGGGGGUACGUUUCAGGGCCAGUGGAUGGGUGGGAUGCGUCACGGUUAUGGCGUGAGACAGAGCGUUCCAUACGGCAUGGCUGCAGUAAUACGCUCGCCGCUGCGCACUUCCCUUGCCUCCCUACGCAGUGAGCAGAGUAAUGGCUCCGUCCUGAACGAGCGCUCCUCAGAGAGUCCGUCUGGAACACGAGGCGGCUUCGUGCUCAAUGUCCACAGUGAUGGCGAGCUCAGUUCGGGCAGGAAGAAAGGUCUGUUCCGGCGUGGCUCGUUGUUCGGCAGCCUGCGGCAGCUGAGGAAGUCAGACUCACGUUCGUCCAUCUCGAGUAAGCGCAGCUCGGCACGCAGUGAUGCCGCCAUGAGCCGCAUCAGCUCAAGCGACGCCAACUCUACGCUCAGCUUUGGAGAGGAUGAGGACAACGCUCAAUCCGAGGACAACGUGGACGCCACCACAACUGAGUCGUACAUGGGAGAGUGGAAGAACGACAAGCGCAGUGGCUUUGGCAUCAGCGAGCGCUCCAACGGCAUGAAGUACGAGGGCGAGUGGGCCAACAACAAACGCCACGGCUACGGCUGCACCGUCUUCCCUGAUAGCACCCGCGAGGAGGGCAAGUACAAGAACAAUGUGCUCGUCAGGGGCAUCAAGAAGCAGCUCAUUCCUCUGAAGAAUGCCAAGACCAAACAGAAGGUGGAGCGUGCUGUUGAAGGGGCGAUCAGAGCGGCCGCCAUUGCCAGGACAAAGGUGGAGAUUGCCACCUCCAGGACAGCCCAUGCCAGAGCUAAAGCGGAAGCUGCAGACCAAGCGGCGCUAGCAGCAUGCCAGGAUUCAGAGGUGGCUCGUGCCGUAGCGCGAGAACUUUCACCCACCUUUCGCCAGCCAGGCCCUGAUUACAUCAAGCAAAAGUUCUCCAGCGAACCAAUAGAGAUUAAAGAAGUCAUUGAAGAGAAAAAAGAGAAAACCCCCUCAGGAAGCCCACAUUUCUAUCGCAAGGGCACUACGCCCACCCAAACGCCCACUCACAGCCCGGGCCCAACUCCCCCGCCCUCACCCCCAUCCAACAAGAAGAAGUCCUUCUUCAACCGAAGCGCACCAAAAUCUACCAAAGAGAGCGUGGUCGAGAGCCUAGCAGCCAGCGUCAUCCCCAGAACUGCCCCAAGGUUGCCGACCAAACAGGAAGUGAAGCACGAAGGCGUUUCUUCUUCUACCCUCAUGACCUAUAAACCCACGUUGCCAGUCGCCAACUCCUCAAGUCCUGGAAACGGUGAGGUUCAUUCACAGUACCACAGCUACUUUGUGAAGGCAGAAGUUUCGAUCCCACCUGAGGAGCCAGAGGAAGAGGUGGAGGAGGAAAAGCCAGAAAAUACAACUGCCCUCGCCAGGGCUCCACCUCCUGUCAAGCAAUAUACACGUACCCCUACACCCUCCAUGCCCCCUGCCAAGCUUACCACCACCACCAGAGACAUCAAGCCAGAGCCCAAGCUGAAAAAACAGGAUUCUCUGAAGCCAAAGAGUUUAUCAGAAACUAAGAAAGCAAGCAUGGAGAUUACCACGGACGUGGUAGAGGAAGAAUCAGGUCCUAACUCUAUACUGGUGGCGUUAGUGAUGCUGAUAAAUAUCGGGCUAGCAAUCAUUUUUGUCCACUUCUUGACUUGAUGCAUCAUCAAACUCAGCGAGUUCUUCAGGACGUGCGGCAUAGGCCCAGUAAUUCUCUGCGAUGGUAUGGGCGGCCUUUAGAACAUGCCGCUCAGACUCAGACACAGGCAAAGGACGACUGGACGACUGGAAUGAAGAGCGAAAACAAGGUGGAGGGGGAAAAAAACGCAGAGUCCCGUAGCCGAGCCCAACCAGGUCCCCCGGCACCCGGCACCCAACCCCCAGCCCCGCCCUAUCCUGACCGUGAUUUACGACUCGCUUGGGCUCUGUGAAAGCUGAAGCAAGCACAGUCGCUGGUAAAAGAGGGUGGGGGGGAUAAAAAUAAAAAAAUGUGCUGAGCCAAGCCGUACCCAGUGUGAAGUGCAUGGACGGCCUGUUGGAGUGUGUGUGUGUGUAUGUGUAUGUGUGUGUUGGUGAGGAGGGGGAUAACUGGAUACGUUUGGCGAUGCACUUUUAGUUGACGGAAGCAAACAGCUGCCUUACAAUUUUACCCUCUGACGUUGUCAAGGAGGGGGAUGUGUGUGAGAGUGAGUGAGUGUAUGUGUGUGCGCAGUAGGUGGUGAGAGUCUGCGAGUGUGUGUGUCUUCAUUCUGAUCUAAACACCGUGCCCAUUUUAAAAAAAGAGGUACUCGCCAGUCUUAUUGCAUUACCCGUCUCUGAAGCCUUGUCUAACGCCACCUGCUCAUGUUUUAGGAGCUUAGCAAAUGCCACGCCAGGGUGUGGUACAAAUUUAACAUCUAUGUCUUCAGCUUGUUUCUUUUUGUGUGUAUUUCUUUGUUAAUUUUAAAUAUAAAAAAGGUGUACAUUUUUGUCCCCUCCCACCGAAUCUUUUAAUGGCUAACACGAAUCCCGGUCGAAUAACGAGCAAUAUUUUAGUGCUGGCGAUUAGCCCACGAUUUAAGGUGAAUAUAUUUAUAAUAUAUCAGUUCACAUGGAAACGAUCACGUGGAAGUGAGAAGCUCUGGUGUUAAAGUUCCAUUUGUAAAAUUAGAAAGGUAUCGUUCUGAUAAACGGAUGUUGUAUAAUAGCUGUAGGACAUUAUGCAUGGUGUUUGUUGGGUUUAUUUAUUUAGAUAUUAUUUAUUAUUUUUGGUUAAUAACUGGCUAUUGCACUGGAUUUUUGCACAUGUAGAGGUCGGAGCCUGCGCGGGUCAUGGCCGUUCUUCCUUCAUCACUGUCUGUAACCCUGAAGCGUGGUGUUGAAUGGAUUCAGGAGGAGUGAGCGAAUGUAGUCAGAUGCCUUAAAGGACUUUUUAAAAACAGUGUUAGAGUUUACCUUGGGGAAAAUAGUAGUGAUUUUGGACUUUUGUCUUAAUUAAUUGGAGUUUUUAUUGAAAAAAACUAUUAUCUGUAGUAUAUUUAAUUAUGUGGUGGUGCAUGAAGCUGUGGUUUUAUUUUAUGGUAAACUGUACAUGGCACUUUUGUGCCUCUAUUUGAAUAAAAAAAAAAAUAUAUAUUUUAUAUACACAAUAUGAAUAUAUUUAGCCAGUUGUUCUAAAUUAUAUUGUUAUAUCCAGCACAAGUUUUUUUCUUUCUCGUGUGCAUGGUAUAAUAUAAAGGUAGCUUUUUAGACACAUUAUUUGAAGUAGGCAUGUGCCAAUAAUCGGUGAUACGAUAUACUGCGAUAUUCAUCACUCACAAUAUUAUUAGCGUGGACACAGUGCUACAAUUUGGCAAUUUUUUUUCUUUGCAAAAGCCCAUUUUUUUCCUUAGCAGAUUUAUUUCUGUCUGAUUAUCUUUUUCUUAUCAGUUUUCAUGAACUAAAAUUGUAUUAUCGUCAGACGGCUAUUUGGAAAUGUGGUUGUGUGUAUGUAUGUGUGUGUGUGUGUGUGUGUGUGUGUGUGUGUGUGUGUGUGUGACAUUAACAGAGUUUUCUUCAGACUGCCAUAGUAUGUGAUCAGGAAAGAAGGAUGAAGGAAGGAAAGAGAAGAGCACCGAAAUGAAAAUAUAGAGCUUUAUUUGAACUUUUGAUAUUUUGAAAAAAAAAAAAAAUUAUAUGUAGUAACUGUGUAAAUGGCUGUUUCUUUUGUUAAUAUUUUUAUUUAAUCCCAAACAGAAGCAAAAAAGAACACUAUUAGAUUUCAAAAUAAGAUCCCCAGAUCACUUCACUCUAUUCAUAUUUUUACGCAUUUAUACAAAGUUCAGCAAAAAUUUGUCCGUAUUUUUCUAAAACAAUGAAGUGUCUAUGUUUUACUGAAAAGUUCUAUGACUGUAUUUGCAUUUAACAGUAUCAAGUCUUCAGAUAUAUAUUUUAAAGUUUUGAUUUUGAAGAAACAUCAAUGAACAUUUUGGUAUUGACUGUCCCCUCAUUUUUUGUUUGUUUUGGAAAUUGUUUAAGUUAAAGUAUGUUACAAUAAAAUAUUGUACAUUUUUAUGUAGAAAGUGUUUUAAAUGAGCUGUUUUCCAAAAAAAAAAAGAAAGAA